GUGAAUUCCGAAUUCGUCUCGAGGAGGAGGGCGAUCAAACCCUAGAAGAUCCGAUUCGUCGCCACCGAAUCACCGAUAGCUCUCAAAUCCAUGGCGUCGCGCAGGCGUAUGCUUCUGAAGGUCAUCAUCCUCGGGGACAGCGGGGUCGGGAAGACGUCUUUGAUGAACCAAUAUGUCAAUAAGAAGUUUAGUAAUCAGUAUAAAGCAACGAUUGGGGCGGAUUUCUUAACGAAGGAGAUUCAAUUCGAGGACAGGCUCUUCACAUUACAGGUGGGUUUUUCCUUUUCUCCGUCAGGGCUGAUUGAUUUCCUUAUAUUGUUUCAGUUUUCUUUGGCCGCAUGGGCUGUUUUUUCAUGUUUAGGGUAGGUUUUGCUAUGAUAU
Molecule: messenger RNA, 381 nt
Organism: Dendrobium catenatum
Lineage: Eukaryota; Viridiplantae; Streptophyta; Magnoliopsida; Asparagales; Orchidaceae
Product: ras-related protein Rab7-like
Exons: 3
Coding region: 91-366 (91 amino acids)
Cellular component (GO): vacuolar membrane
Molecular function (GO): GTP binding; GTPase activity
Source: RefSeq, a predicted model, not a curated record